GCUGGCGUUAGCCAAUAAGAUUUCAGUGAAAGUGGAGAAGGGAAGAGUUCCCAUAUACGUCUUAGCUGACGUAAUGUUGAGUUACCGCCUCGAGAGGGAACUGUUUUUCUCCCCUCUCACAAAAGCUGGACUGAAGUGACCAAGAGUUAUUUUUGAGGAAAAACAUGCAAGUAUAACUUAAACUAUUCUUAUUUUUCAAAGCGUCUCUUCUUCCUGACAAAUAACGUUACCUUUCUGUGGACUUUGAUGUGGUAUGCAUUUUUCACUCGGAUUUUCUCGCAUUUUUCUAUUGCAUAACGUCGUAAAAGUGGAUUUUGAGUUUUUUAAAAACAGAAACAAUAACUAUUCAAUAUCCUUGACUUGGAAGAAAUCGAAUUCGAGACUUUCUGAAUCUUGUUUUGGCAUUAUUUUGCACUAGCUUCCGGCUAAAGAGCGACUGAAAUGAAGAUGUUUGAUCAUAUCCAGUUACUGUAAAUGACACGAUGAACUCCAGUCGCGUCCUUCCUCAAGCACCGCAGGCCCAGGCGGCAUCUGCCCCUGCUGCCCCCGCAUCCUCUCCGCCUUAUGAAGGCAUCGAAAUGGAAAAAAUGCAUCAUGAAGAAGUGGGCCUUGGAGUGCCCGAUGAGAGCACCUCUCCACCCACCUCCAGCUCCCGACGGGCAUGGAGCCGGGAUAACCCAGGAUUCGAACCGGAGGAAGGGAUGAUGGAAGCGGACUGGCCCCCGGCGAGCCCCGGCCGGCGGUCUGUAUCCAAGGCGUCCAGCAGCGGCAGCGGACCCGGGAGCUUCUCUGGCGUCAGUGCGCGGAUCAACAGAGGACUGUAUCCAACUCCACCAGCACAAGAACACCGCAGCUGUGGGAAGAGGAUUCUGGAGAAAAUGAGAGUGCUGUGGGACACUCGUCUUUUGGGUGAGAGCAACAGUAACAGAGAGAUGUACCUGAAAACCGUCCUUCGAGAAAUGAUUACCUACAUCCUCUUUCUGGUCACCCUCUGCAUAUUAACCUAUGGAAUGGUGAGCUCCAACAUGUACUACUACACCAAAGUCAUGUCCCAACUCUUCCUGGAUACACCACUGGCAAGCGGAGAACCCACGACCUUCAAGACCCUUUCAACCAUGGAGGACUUCUGGAGAUUCACAGAAGGCCCCUUUCUUGAUGGCAUGUACUGGGAGUUGUGGUACAACGGCAAGAGCCUGCCAGAAAACCAGAGUUUGAUCUACUACGAGAACCUCCUGUUGGGUGUCCCACGUCUCCGACAACUCAAAGUACACAAUGAGUCCUGUUCUGUCCAUGAGGACUUGCGGGAUGAAGUUUACGACUGCUACAGUGUCUAUUCUCCUUCCAAUGAGGAUAAGUCACCGUUCGGACCGAAAAAUGGCACAGCGUGGAGAUACUCAGAGGAGAGCAGUCUGGGUGAGAGCUGCUACUGGGGUCAGGUGUCGACUUAUGGUGGUGGAGGUUACUACCAGGACCUGUCACGCACUCGAGAGAAGUCAGCCAGUCAACUGCAGGAGUUAAAAAACAACCUCUGGUUGGAUCGGGGCACUAGAGCAGUGUUCCUGGACUUCUCCAUCUACAAUGGCAAUGUUAACCUGUUUUGUAUUGUCAGGUUGCUGGUGGAGUUUCCAGCCACAGGGGGCGCUAUGACCUCCUGGCAGUUCCAGACAGUGCGUCUCAUCCGAUAUGUGUCCAGCUGGGACUACUUUGUGGGGAUGUGUGAAGUGGCCUUCUGCCUCUUUGUGCUGUAUUACCUGGUGGAAGAAGUUCUAGAGAUCCGCCUGCAUCGUUUGCGUUACUUCAAGAGCCUGUGGAACUGCUUGGAUGUUGUCAUUGUUGCACUCAGUGUUCCAGCCAUCAUUAUGAACAUCUGCAGAACUUCAGCGGUCAGUCACAGACUUCACUUCCUGCUGGAGAACCACAACACAUACCCCAACUUUGAGCCGCUUGCUCGCCUUCAGGUUCACUUCAACAACCUGGCUGCCGUCAUUGUCUUCCUCUCAUGGGUGAAGCUUUUUAAGUUUAUUAAUUUCAAUAAGACCAUGAAUCAGCUGUCCACCACCAUGUCACGCUGUGCCAAGGACCUGAUGGGCUUCUCUAUCAUGUUUUUCAUCGUGUUCCUGGCCUACGCUCAGCUGGCGUAUUUAGUGUUUGGAACUCAAGUUAACGACUUCAGCACCUUUCAGGCCUGCAUUUUCACACAGUUCCGGAUCAUUCUUGGAGAUUUUGACUUCUCAGAAAUCGAGAAGGCCGACAGCGUGCUGGGACCGAUUUACUUCACCACCUUUGUGUUCUUCAUCUUCAUGAUUUUACUGAAUGUGUUCUUGGCCAUCAUCAAUGAUACUUACUCUGAGGUGAAAGCUGACAUGGCCCAGCAGAGGUCAGAGAUGGAAUUCACAGACCUCAUCAAGAAGGGCUAUAACUGGGCGAUGGUCAAACUCAAGCUGAGGAAGACCUCCAUCAAUGACAUCCCAGACAGUUUACACCAGGCUGCAGGCAAACUCAGCUUUGAUGAGCUCCGACAAGACCUCAGAGGAAAGGGCCAUUCGGAUGCUGAGAUUGAAGCCAUUUUUGCCAAGUAUGACCUUGAUGGAGAUCAGGAACUGACUGAACACGAGCACCAGCAAAUGAGAGAUGACUUGGAGAAAGAGAGAGAGGACUUGGAUCUGGAGCACAGUUCGCUGCCCAGGCCAGUGAGUGGGCGGAGCUUCUCUCGUAGCCAGGAUGACUCGGAGGAGGAUGAUGAUGAGGACAGUGGACACAGCUCUCAUCGCCGUGGCAGCAGCUCAGGAGGCGUGUCAUACGAGGAGUUCCAAGUGCUCGUGCGUCGAGUGGACCGCAUGGAGCACUCCAUCGGCAGCAUCGUUUCAAAGAUUGAUGCCGUUAUCAUGAAGUUAGAGGUCAUGGAGAGAGCCAAGAUGAAGAGGAGGGAUGUGCUUGGACGGAUCCUGAAUGGAGUCAUGGAGGAUGAGAGGUUGGGCCGGGAUCCAGAGCUGCAACGAGAGCAAAUGGACCGGCUGGUGAGAGAAGAACUGGAGCGCUGGGAGUCUGAUGACACCAUGGCACAGGUGAGCCACCGUCAGGCCACUCCCAUCAUCCCAUCUGCUCAGCUCCAUCCACGCAGUGCCCGCUCACCCUCCUCGCUGUCCAAUGAGGGCCCGGAUGGUACGGCCAGUGGGGCUGCCCAUGUGUGAAGGGUUUUGAUUGUAAAAACAUCCCUACAGAUCAUGAAGUCCACAAUUUGCUCUCCAGUGCCACGUUUGGUGCAGUGCACUGGACAAAACAUACUUAAACGUCUUAAAGAACCACCUCAAAGCCAAAGCAGUAGAGUUAAAUAGUCCUGCAAAAAAGCUAUUCAUUUGGAUUUCUUUAUAUUAAAGUUAAAUGGGGCUUUAUAAUGCAAAAAUUAAGAUAAAUGGUUUUUAUGCGACCAGGAAGUUCUAAAACAGUUUCACUAUUAAUGAAAAUACAUUUUUGAGGAUAUAAAGGGAAUUCAAUUUUAAGGUCAGUCAGUGGCCGCUUAGCUUUGGUUUGCUUGUAUUAACUAGGUACAAUUAAAUGCAUUUUCAAAUUGACGUACAUUUAGCUUUUUUCCAGCAAUCUUAGCUAUGAUCACUUCUAUUCAGUAUAUUAUUUCUCAUUCACUGCAUGCAAUGGUCCGUUUUCAUUAAAUUACUAAUAACAUCUAACCAAAAAAUUCAAGUAAAUUCUAUGUGAACCUGAUAACUAAAAUCACCUCGCCAGCAGCUGGUUAGAAGAAGCCAAUGCAAAAAUGGCUAAGAACAUGUGUUUAUCACGUUUGUUCAUAUGUUUAUAUUUUAUAUCCGAUUUUUUGUACUGUAUCUUGCUAUAAUUGAAUGCACUGCUUACGGUUUGGUUGAAAUCCAGUAUACUUAGACCCCAAUAUGACCCACAGUAUUAAAGUCAUCAGUAUUGAAGAAACCAGUUGGAAAGCUUACACUAAUUAAUGUAAUGAAGGAAAUAAUAUUCAACAAGGAUCAGUAUCUUUAUAAAUAUACGUGUGUGUGUAUAUAUAUAUAUAUAUAUGAUGGAACAGAAGAAAUGUAUGAAAACAGCUAUUCAAAAAACAGAAGUAUAAAGCAUCUUUGAUAUGAAAAGUAAACAAUUAAAAUGCUCAAACAAUGAAGGUGCUCACACAAUGCUUUGUUAAUGAGCUUUUGUGAGAUUUUCACUCCGUUUAUAGUUUGCUUUGCAUAUUUUGCAGUUCACAUCUCAUUUUAAGUGUGGCAUGUUUUGUUAAACAUAUAUACUUGCGUUUCCUUUUUAUAUAAUUAUGAUUCUUAAAUCAUUUUGAUACUUUUUUUAUUUUUAAACAAACUUCAAUUUGGAGUGCAUCUGAUUUCAUGGGAAACCCAUGUGUAUUUGUCUCAAGGUAGGAUUUACAAAGCUUUUCACAAUUCCCUAAAUGUAAAGUGUAGAAUUUCUGCACAACUAGCAUCAACAAACUGCUGAAAUAAUGGUUUACAAAGAAUGUGUAGAAAUAUACGGUCAAACAGGUUAUGUUAUGUUGUUAUGUUAUGUUGGGUCGCUCAAACAAAUCAGUGUUUGGUGCUGCUAGAGAAGUAGAAAUUACACACUUUUUCCUGAAAACUUAAUAAAAAUGUUAAAAACUGUCUUUUUCAUUUGUGCAAUUACCUUUGUAACUUUGUAUGGUACUCUGUAAUUGGCAGAAUGUUAUUUACAGUUUAAUAUAACAAUCAAAAUAAAAAAUAACAUCUACUCAAA
Molecule: messenger RNA, 4743 nt
Organism: Carassius gibelio (silver crucian carp)
Lineage: Eukaryota; Metazoa; Chordata; Actinopteri; Cypriniformes; Cyprinidae
Product: polycystin-2
Exons: 14
Coding region: 483-3191 (902 amino acids)
Biological process (GO): potassium ion transmembrane transport; detection of mechanical stimulus; release of sequestered calcium ion into cytosol
Cellular component (GO): membrane
Molecular function (GO): voltage-gated calcium channel activity; muscle alpha-actinin binding; voltage-gated sodium channel activity
Source: RefSeq, a predicted model, not a curated record